CCAACGCCCGGCGAAGGGAGAGAGGAAAAAGAGCUCUGUGAGAUUCAUCUUGAACCUGAUAAAAUAGCAGACUUCAGCUAUGCAGACAAUUAAGUGUGUAGUUGUUGGUGAUGGUGCUGUUGGUAAAACGUGUCUUCUAAUUUCCUACACAACAAACAAAUUCCCAUUGGAAUAUGUACCAACGGUAUGUGAUAACUAUGCUGUAACGGUGAUGAUUGGUGGCGAGCCAUAUACUUUAGGCCUGUUUGAUACUGCAGGGCAAGAAGAUUAUGACAGGUUACGGCCCCUCAGCUAUCCACAGACAGAUGUGUUUCUGGUCUGUUUCUCAGUGGUCUCACCAUCUUCAUUUGAAAAUGUGAAAGAAAAGUGGGUACCUGAAAUCACUCACCAUUGUCCAAAGACUCCUUUUUUGCUUGUUGGGACCCAGAUUGAUCUCAGAGAUGACCCUUCAACAGUUGAGAAACUUGCCAAGAAUAAGCAGAAGCCUAUUACUCCGGAGACUGCCGAAAAGCUGGCGCGGGACUUGAAGGCUGUCAAAUACGUGAAAUGCUCUGUGCUUACACACAGAAAGGCGUAA
Molecule: messenger RNA, 577 nt
Organism: Eublepharis macularius
Lineage: Eukaryota; Metazoa; Chordata; Lepidosauria; Squamata; Eublepharidae
Product: cell division control protein 42 homolog
Exons: 1
Coding region: 80-577 (165 amino acids)
Biological process (GO): small GTPase-mediated signal transduction
Molecular function (GO): GTPase activity; GTP binding
Source: RefSeq, a predicted model, not a curated record